UCCGCUUCCCUGAGACAGAGCUGGGCUUCUUGGAUCGAGAGGCUCGGAAAUUUCUGACUCCUGGAUCGAAAAAAGAUUGCGCCUUCGUGCGGCGGCGGAGGCAGGGCGGGAGGUUUGGCCAGUUUGGGGGAGGAGAAAGCGAUGGUGAUGCUGCUUGGAAGCGCUCGUGAUUUGGUGUAGAGAAAAGAAAGGAAGAUUUCUUUCACAAAAAAAAAUCUGCUCCCUUCCUUCUCCGUUUACUGUAUUGCCUUCUAGCUCGUCAAGCAUGAACCUCUCGCCGUCGGCCGGUGGUGGCGGCGGCGGCCUUCCGGAUCAGCCGGCGUCGCCUGAAGUGUCAGAAGAGCACAAGUGCCUAAAUUCAGAGCUGUGGCAUGCUUGUGCCGGACCGCUUGUUUCGUUGCCUGCGGUUGGUAGUCGGGUGCUGUAUUUUCCUCAAGGUCAUAGUGAGCAGGUGUCUGCAUCAACAAAUAAGGAGAUGGAGUCCCAGAUCCCCAACUAUCCCAACCUGCCUCCACAGCUUAUAUGCCAACUACAUAAUGCGACCAUGCACGCUGAUGCAGAGACAGAUGAGGUCUAUGCACAGAUGACGCUACAGCCACUCAGCCCGCAAGAACUGAAGGACCCAUUUCUACCUGCUGAAUUGGGCUGUGCAAGCAAACAGCCAACAAAUUAUUUUUGCAAAACGUUAACUGCAAGCGACACAAGUACACAUGGUGGAUUCUCUGUUCCCCGCCGAGCAGCGGAGAAGGUGUUUCCUCCAUUGGAUUUCACUCAGCAGCCUCCAGUACAGGAAUUGGUGGCUAAAGAUCUUCAUGGCAAUGAGUGGAAAUUUCGCCAUAUUUUUCGAGGUCAACCAAAGCGGCAUCUUCUAACGACAGGUUGGAGCGUCUUUAUAAGUGCGAAGAGACUGGUCGCUGGAGACUCUGUUCUCUUUAUUUGGAAUGACAACAAUCAGCUGCUUCUAGGAAUUCGUCGAGCAAAUAGGCCACAAACUGUCAUGCCAUCAUCAGUAUUGUCUAGUGACAGCAUGCAUAUUGGUCUUCUCGCUGCAGCUGCUCAUGCUGCAUCUACAAAUAGCCGCUUCACUAUUUUCUAUAAUCCAAGAGCAAGCCCUACGGAGUUUGUUAUACCAUUGGCUAAGUAUGUAAAAGCAGUUUACCAUACUCGCAUAUCUGUGGGCAUGCGUUUCCGAAUGCUUUUUGAGACAGAAGAAUCCAGUGUUAGGCGAUACAUGGGAACAAUUACAGGAAUAAGCGACCUUGAUCCUGUUCGUUGGCAAAACUCACACUGGCGUUCUGUAAAGGUUGGAUGGGAUGAGUCAACUGCUGGAGAGAGGCAACCAAGGGUGUCUCUGUGGGAGAUUGAGCCUCUGACAACUUACCCAAUGUAUUCAUCUCCUUUUCCUAUGCGACUGAAGCGUCCGUGGCCAACAGGAUUGCCUUCCUUAUAUGGUACAAAUGACGAUUUUGGUGCAAACCCAGGUUUCCAAUCAUUCAACUUUGGUGGACUUGGUGCAAGUCCUUGGAUGCAGCCAAGGGUGGAUACUUCCCUACUUGGCCUGCAACCUGACAUGUACCAAGCAAUAUCAGCAGCAGGUUUUCAGAACAUGACGAAGCAAGUAUCGCCGACAUUAUUGCAGUUCCAGCAGCCUCAGAACAUUGCUGGUAGAUCUGCUCUUCUAUCUAGUCAGAUUCUGCAACAAGUACAGCCUCAGUAUCAGCAGAUGCACCACCAACACAUGAAUGAUAGUGCAAUCCAAGGCCAUAAUCAGUCUGAGUACCUCCAGCAACAGCUUCAGCGCUGCCAAUCAUUUAAUGGGCAGAACCCUCUGCCGCCGCCGCAGCAGCAGCAAGAAUCACACCAGCAGCAUCAGUCAUCACAGUGUGUGCAAACACCACAGCAUCAACAAAUGCAAGAACAGAAGCACUCGUCUGACUUUCAUUCGGGACCAAAUGCAUUAUCGGUCUUCUCUCAGUUUUCCUGUAACACUCAAUCUCCUCCUUCCACAUUGCAGCCAGUUUCAGAAUUCUCACCACAGCAAAACUUUCAGGACACAAAUAUAAGCUCUAUUUCUCCAUCGGAUAUCUCGUCCAUGCAGGACACGUUGAGACCAUUUCCUUCAGAAGCCGGUUCGAACCUCCAAGGUGUGCCAAGAGCCACCCCUUCACCUGUCUCUGACCCAUGGUCAUCUAAGCGGAUUGCGGUGGAGUCUGUGAUCCCUUCCCGGUCUCAUGCCAAUUCAUCGCACCUUGAACAGUUCGAUUCAGCCCCUUCUAGUAUACCACAAAGCUCUUCAUUAGCACCAUUGCCUGGAAGAGAGUGUUUGGUGGAUCAAGAUGGGAGUUCUGAUCAUCAAAAUCACCUCUUGUUUGGUGUUAAUAUAGACUCUCAGUCACUUUUGAUGGAAGGUGGCAUUCCAAGCAUGCAGGAUGACAAUGGUUGCAAUGCAAGCCUUCAGGAUGAAAAUGGUUCAAGCACGAUUCCAUAUUCUACCUGCAAUUUCCUGAGCCCUUCUCAAAGUGAUUUUCCCUUGAAUGAAGCAUUAACUAGUUCGGGCUGCUUAGAUGAAUCAGAAUAUGUGCCAUUUUCGGAAAAUUCUGAUAAUGUAAAUCGACUGCCUGCUACUUUCGUGAAGGUUUACAAAUCUGGAGCCUUUGGAAGGUUGCUUGACAUCACUAGAUUUAGCAGCUAUCAUGAACUUCGUAGUGAGGUAGGGUGCCUAUUUGGCCUUGAGAGCCAGUUGGAGGACCCUGUGAGAUCAGGCUGGCAGCUUGUAUUUGUUGACAGGGAGGAUGAUGUCCUUCUAGUUGGUGAUGACCCGUGGCAGGAAUUUGUGAACAGCGUAUCGUGCAUAAAGAUACUCUCUCCGCAGGAGGUACAGCAGAUGGGGAAGCAGGGCAUCGAGCUCUUGAGUUCAGCUCCUGCUAGGAGGCUCGGCAACAGUUGCGAUAACUACGGUAGCAGGCCAGAAUCGAGAAAGCUGGGCACUGUCGAGUUCUGAAGAUAGGAGCACCUGAACCUUAGGCUCUGGCCUGUUCUAUAUAUGUUCCUGCAGCUCGUCGUAGUUUUGUGAAGUGGAACUAAAGCACAUAGAUCAAGCGUAGUUCAAAGCUAUUCCACGUUCUGAUAAUUAUGCCACAUGAUAGACUUCUUUAGUAAGGAGUAGUUGCUACAUUUCGGUAUGCAUGUCAACACUUUGUUCUGUGGAAUACCCAUGCCUUUGAUGUAGGGCCUCUGAUAUUAGACUCUUCAACCUUGUUGCCUUGUGUGACUGGGACUCAACUUGUUUCGGUCCUAUCCUGUGUACUUACUACUUAUGAUGUUUUGGU
Molecule: messenger RNA, 3329 nt
Organism: Lolium rigidum
Lineage: Eukaryota; Viridiplantae; Streptophyta; Magnoliopsida; Poales; Poaceae
Product: auxin response factor 6-like
Exons: 13
Coding region: 266-3001 (911 amino acids)
Biological process (GO): response to hormone; regulation of DNA-templated transcription
Cellular component (GO): nucleus
Molecular function (GO): protein binding; DNA binding
Source: RefSeq, a predicted model, not a curated record